Messenger RNA from Trematosphaeria pertusa, 1308 nucleotides. RefSeq names its product Di-copper centre-containing protein. Gene Ontology annotation, molecular function: oxidoreductase activity. Bases 71 to 1249 code for a protein of 392 amino acids. The transcript has 7 exons. Lineage: Eukaryota; Fungi; Ascomycota; Dothideomycetes; Pleosporales; Trematosphaeriaceae. The record is from RefSeq and is a predicted model, not a curated record.
AGAAGCGCUGCGCCCGGGCCCGUCUUGUAAUCGAAGGCACCUCGCAACUUUGGCACAGCGACUUCACAAGAUGAUCGCCGUGACGUGGACUCUUCUGCUCUCCUCGGUGGUGGUGACUGUGGGAGCUGGACCCGUGAAGCAGUCCUUCAGCCUCAACCGACGAUCCGACGGCUUCCCGUAUCCGCUGGACGAAGUCGACAAGCUCGAAGAAGACUCUCUUGCAAAGUUCCAGGCCUACCUUGCUAAGAAGAACGUCACCUCUCAUGGCUGCACGCUUGAGAAAGCGGCGAAGAGGCAGGAGUGGCACGACAUGACGGUGCCCAUGAGGGAGGAGUAUAUUAGGGCAGUUCUGUGUCUCCAGUCCAAGCCUCCGAAAGCCAAUCAGACGGAGUACCCUGGUGUCAUGAACCGCUACGAUGACUUCGUCUUGACGCACGAGACGCAGGCUUUCCAUCUCCAUUCCACUCCGCAUCUGUUUCCGGCACAUCGUCUCUACAUCUGGGCUUAUGAGAAGGCACUGCGCGAGGAGUGUGGUUAUACCGGUUACCAACCCUAUUGGAACUGGGGCCGCACCGCGGCCGACCCAGCAAACUCUCCCCUCUUCAACGGCAACAUGUCCAGCAUGGGUGGCAACGGCCUCAAGACUAACUACCCCGGUGUACCAACCAUGGGAUUUACGCCGCCGUACGAUAUGAUCCCCGCCGACGUCGGCGGCGGAUGUGUCACUGAAGGACCGUUCAAGAACAUGACAGUCAGUCUCGGCCCCAUCGGCGGUGUCCUCACCGACAUCCCCAAGAACCCGCAUCCCCGUGGCUACGGGGCGAACCCGCGCUGCCUCCGCCGCGACGUAAACAAAUACGCCGCCGGCCAGACCUAUGCCAACUACACCUACGCACUCAUCACCGAGUCCAAGGACAUCGACACCUUCCAGGCGCACAUGCUCGGCCAGCCGGAGAAGAACGACUGGGGCGUCCAUAUGGCAGGUCACUACACGAUCGGUGGUGAUCCCGGCGGUGAUUUCUACUCCUCGCCCGGCGACCCGGUAUUCUGGUUCCACCACGGCAUGGUGGACCGCAUCUGGUGGAUCUGGCAGAUGCAGGACCCUGAGAACCGCAUGAAUGUGCUGCCGGAAAAUCCGCCGCAGGAUGACUUCGUCGACUUAAACUGGACGGCUAGCAAGGUGAACACGUGGGAUCUCAAUGACAGCAUUGGAGGAAAUGGGGGCGAGUUCUGCUAUAUCUAUGUUUAGAGUGCCGGAACGGCGCUAGGCUCUGCCGAUAGAAACGCGAAGUAGUAGUGCCGUUAGAG